This is a messenger RNA of Guyanagaster necrorhizus, 1115 nucleotides long. Its product is annotated as Clavaminate synthase-like protein. The coding region runs from base 164 to 994 and encodes 276 amino acids. The record is from RefSeq and is a predicted model, not a curated record. Lineage: Eukaryota; Fungi; Basidiomycota; Agaricomycetes; Agaricales; Physalacriaceae. The transcript is spliced from 12 exons.
CUUGGACCAGAAUGUCCUCCGUUGUUAACUACGACCACGAAAGUGGCAUUCCUGUCGUGGACUUUGGUCCGUUCCGAGAUGGGACUCGGAAACAAGAGGUCGCUGAUGCCAUCCUAAGGUCCUUCAAGGAGCUGGGGUCAAUCAUGGUAUACCCCAAGAGAAGAUGGACGGUAUCAUUGGUUGGGCCAAAACGUUUUUUGCGCUUCCCAUGGAAACAAAGAUGUUGGCUCCACAUCCUCCUAUUGGUACUCAUCAUCGUGGGUACUCGCCACCCGGCCUCGAGAAGGUCAUCCAACAGGAGUUUGAUCCAGACAAGAUUGUUCAAAGCCGAAAGAAGGCUCCGGAUGCAAAAGAAAGUUUCGAAUCUGGCAAAGAGAACGACAAAGUCAUGCCGAACAUCUGGUUGCCUGAUGGGAUUCUACCAGGUUUCAAGGAGGCAUGCUUGGAUUAUUUCUGGACUUGUUACAAAGUGGAGUUGAAUAUCUUCAGGGCUCUCGCUCUCGGCUUUCGCAUCGACGAGGAAUAUUUUACAGAGUAUCACUCUGCUGCUGACAAUCAACUUCGUCUGUUGCAUUAUUUCAGCGUCCCUGUCAAGGAUGUCGAAGAAGGGUUGGCUCCCCGUAUCGGAGCGCAUUCAGAUUUCUGUAGCAUGACUAUGUUACUUCAAGAUCAUGCCGGGGGUCUCGAAGUUGAAGAUCCUCAUAAUCCGGGCGAGUUUAAAACCGCGACACCUAUUCCCGGUUCUCUCGUGAUUAACGCGGGAGACUUUUUGAUGCGGUGGUCCAACGACACCAUUAGAAGCACCAUUCACCGCGUUCGUGCGCCGAAGCACAUGUAUGGCACUGACUGCAUGACCACGGAGCGAUACUCUGUUCCCUACUUCUGCAGUGCACAUAAUCUCUCCGCAGUCGUCGACAGCGUUCCCGGAACAUGGUCUGAGACCGUACCCAAGAAAUACGAACCUAUUUUCCUGAGGUCAUCGGAUAUCAGAUGAAACGGCUCGCCAUGUCGUAUAAGUGAUUGUGUAGGUUCAUUUAUUUGCAGAGGCGGAAAGACUGAAACUGGCUGUUUCUGCUUCUAUGAGAAUGCUUGUACCGGUAUUUGAUCAAUAUGGC